CAAUCUUGUCACAAGUGUCGUUCCUUACAAGAGAGUUUAUAUAAAAAAAACAAGUCAGGACGGCGACCAAUUCCACUUUCCACAGCUAGCAGAACUGGACUGACCCAGUCCGUCCCAUAUGAAAGAUCGGUGGUGAAUGAACUCAAAAACCAAGAAGCAGGGACUGGCCCGUAGCAAAAGAAUUCGCAGGAUCGAUGGUUGGAUUCCAGUGGUUCCUCACAAUCUUCCUCACCACAUGCCCACUGUUCUUCCUCUCCCAGAUCAAGCCAUGUGCAUGUUCCAAGCAGGACCGGAGGGCCAGGUACACCUGGAACACUACUUUCGAGCAGAUGGACCAGGGCCUUCUGUUCCACCGCGGCGACGAAUCGGCGACGACCUUACAGCCAGGCAGUCUGGGCUUCUACAUGGGGAAUUCCUCCGCGCUUGGGUUCAGCUCGGACGACCCCGGGUGGUUCGUCAUCCCCAAGUGGUUCGAUCCGUGGAGGACGACGAGCCGUGGUGGCGAUCAGAGGGUGGACCUGCGCGAGGCAUCCUUCAGCAUCGUCUUCACCUUGAGCGUGGCAGCAAGCACAGGCAGCAGCACCCUGCACUUCGACAUCCUUCCCAGACUUGAUCCCUCGACCUCCGACGGCGGGGGAUUUACCCCCCGCAGCUUCGAGACUGUCAAGAUCGAAGCACUGGACAGCACAGCGUUCCAUUCUGGAAGAACUAUCCGGGUGACAACCGCGUUCCAGCCACCGGACAACGAUGAUCCUGAUGCGGCGGCGGCGAGGCGAUACAGCGUGCGGAUCGAGUACGAUCGCGCUGCGCACAACCUGACCGCGCGCCUAGCCCGUGAUGCAGCAGCAGGAACAGAGACGCCUGACGAAGCCACCCUGCACCUGGGCGCCAACGACACCAUGUCCCCGGACGGCCUGCUCUUCGCCCUCUCGUCGACCAUGGGGCAGCUCCUGCAACUCCACACCUGGAGCUUCACGAUCGAGGUCCCGGAGAGCGGCCGCUCGCGGGGGGUCAACGCCAUCACCGUGCUGUCCUCCGUUCUCGGGUCGGCGGCCGCCGCGGCCGCCAUCGCCGCCGCGGUGUACCUGUACCUCAACUCCAAGUACAGGAGGUGGAAGAAGGACCUGGACCAGCUGGCCAAGUCCAUGCGGCGCCUCCCCGGCGUGCCGAUGCAGGUCGACUUCGCCGACAUCAAGAAGGCCACCGGCAACUUCCACGAGGCCACCAGGCUGGGCCAAGGCGGAUUCGGCGCCGUCUACAGGUGCAGGCUUCCUGCUCCCAACAGCAAGGGGGAGUUCGUGGAGGUUGCCGUCAAGAAGUUCACCCGGGCUGACAACCGGGGCUACGAGGACUUCCUGGCGGAGGUCAGCAUUAUCAACCGCCUGCGCCACAAAAACAUCGUUCCUCUCGUAGGGUGGUCUUACAACAGAGGGGAGCCCAUACUCAUCUACGAGUACAUGCCCAAUGGCAGCCUGGACCAGCAGCUCUUCCGCAAGAGCGGUGAUGAUGAGCAGCAUCCGGCGGCUUCUAUCUGCCAGUGGAGCACUCGCUACAGCAUCGUCAGUGACAUUGCAACCGGGUUGCAGUACGUUCACCAUGAGUACGAGCCCAUGGUGCUCCACCGCGACAUCAAGGCGAGCAACAUCUUGAUCGACCUCACGUUCCAGGCACGCCUCGGGGACUUCGGCCUCGCCUGCGUGCUCGCCGACGGCAAGAACUCCUACACCGACCACGGCGCCCCGGGAACCAUCGGCUUCAGGUCGCCGGAGUACAUCUACGGCGGCAAGGCCACGAGGAAGACGGACGUCUUCGCCUUCGGAGUGCUCGUCCUGGAGAUCGUGACGGGGAAGAGGGCAGUCGGCAGGGACGUGCAGUUUGGGCACGUCACGGAUUGGGUCUGGAGCCUUCACGCCGAGGGGAACCUGCUCGCCGCCGUCGACGCCGCCGCCGACGGCGAGUUCGACGCCGAGGAGGCCGUACGGCUGCUGCAGCUUGGAAUGGCGUGCAGCAACCCGAACCCGAGAGAGCGGCCGAGCAUGGUGGACGCCGUGAAGAUCAUCGGCAAGUCGGUGCCGCCGCCGGAUUUGCCUCCUUCCAAGCCGCCGAUGGUGUGGCCCCCGGAAGGGUGGAGCUCAGUGACGGCCUCUGAUUGUAGCACGUCGACGAGCAACUUCAACAGGACCUCGUCGACGUUCAUGGUGGAGACUGCGGGCAGGGAGCGAAGCAUCUCUUCUGAACACGAACGAGAACGACGCGGCAGGUUGGCCGGUUAUUCCAGAGGAAAAUCCUGGCAGCUAGAGGCCGUCCCCGAUUCUUACUCUGCACACGGAUGAUCUAGUGGCAGGGAAACAUAAUUAGCUAGGUUGUCGUCACUGAAAUAGAGUACAUCAGAUCACGUGGAUGAUCUGGUGUUUGUGAUGAGUAGUUGCUGACAAAUUGGUCUGAAAUCGACAAGACAGAUCACAACUUUUUGUACUGUAGAGAAAUCUGUUGUUUGUACUGCUAUUCCCUGAUGGUGCCGGUAUUUUCUGUCCU
Molecule: messenger RNA, 2535 nt
Organism: Panicum virgatum (switchgrass)
Lineage: Eukaryota; Viridiplantae; Streptophyta; Magnoliopsida; Poales; Poaceae
Product: probable L-type lectin-domain containing receptor kinase S.5
Exons: 2
Coding region: 195-2333 (712 amino acids)
Biological process (GO): protein phosphorylation
Molecular function (GO): ATP binding; protein kinase activity
Source: RefSeq, a predicted model, not a curated record